AUGCGAUCAGUCUUCUCACUCCUCGCGAUCGCUGGCGCUGUCUCGGCACUUCCAGGCAAGUCUUGGAACCAGCACUCAAACGGAACCGUGACCACAUCAACACAAUCUUGGUCGAGCAGCACUGCGACUACUUGGGGAGAAAAGCCUUCAAUCGUUUCGUACCCGUCUGAGGGCUGGCCUCACCCUCCGCCUCAGAAAUCCACCGGCGGCGUCCCUCAUCCGUCUCUGAAGCCUACCGGUUGGGGCCCUGUCGGACCCUAUCACCCGCAUUCCACUGGAGGAUGGUCUCAACCUCCUCAGUGGCCCACUGGAGGUUCUUCAAAGUCUCAUCCUCACCUGACGGGCACUGGCCACCCUCAGCCACCGAUCACGACCACGACUGUCACCGGUACGGGCUACAUCACCACUACAACGACGGAGAUUGUCACGAAGACAAUCACCACUCUCGUACCGUGCAGCACUUUGACAUCCUCUAACGGACAGAGCUGGUACACUACCUACCUCUCUACUUCGUACAUCACGACUGUCUGCCCGACGACUGAAACUCUGGUCUACCCAACACCCACCCCGGUCGGUCAGACUCCCGGCUCGGGUUCUAAUAAUGGACAGCCUGGCAACAACGGAACUCCAGGCAGUGGACAGCCAGGCAACGACGGCACUCCCAGCAAUGGUCAGCCCCAGCAGACAGGCAGCGGCCCCCAGCCACCGGUCGUCGGUGGGAGUUGUCCAGCUCAAACCACCGUCACUACCACUCUCGCCGCCAGCUGUCCAGCUCAAACGACCGUCACCGUCACCGUCAACGCUGGUAGCCAACCAACCCCACCAGUCAUCAAGCCGGGCGAGACUCUCACAACUUCCACCACUACCCUCACUCUCGGUCAAGGCUACACCACCUGCCUUACUCUGACUUACCCAGUCCCUACUGGUUCCGGAAAGCCCGGUCAUCCCCAGCCACCUUACCCCAUCCCGAGCAACGGUGGCGGUAACGGCCACGGACCUUACCCGACAGGCACUAGCGGGCCACAUCAUCCUCAACCAACUGGCCAUCGUGAACCGGGAUCGAAGUCUCAGCCCACCGGCGGCCACGCCUGGUCUACUGGAGGACAAGCUUCGCCUACCAAUGUUCAGAGCUGGUAA
This is a messenger RNA of Lecanosticta acicola, 1137 nucleotides long. Lineage: Eukaryota; Fungi; Ascomycota; Dothideomycetes; Mycosphaerellales; Mycosphaerellaceae. The record is from the annotation of a GenBank genome assembly.